AUGUGCUGUGUUUCUCUCUUACUCACCUCCAUUCUUGUUAGCCUCAGGGCGGUAUGCGGGAAUGUGCUCGAAAAAUCAUCGAAUGUCUUAUAUGACGGUCGAGCACCGUUGACGUUGACUGCAGACGAUUUGGAUAACUCGAAUGGGCCAUACUUAACGUGCGUGCCUUUUCCCGCACAAGACACUCAUGAUGCUCAUUUUGACUUUAGCGCUGUAAAAGGGCAGAACGAGUCUGCUUCCUAUUACACAAAGUUCCAACGCUUCGCUCUCCCCACUCCGCUGCACAAUCUUCCGUUUUCUUCAGAGCAAGUUCUCGCUAUUUCCAUCGACAACACCUCUGUUUUCGUGCCUGGAGGUGGGCCACCGCAGCUCGGAUUCAGGCGGACAGAGCUCAUCGCGCAGGUGAACAAGAGCUCCUCCCUGGCGGACAGUGUCAUGGAAAUUGGGACUACGACGUUUCAUUUCUCCAUCCAGGCAGAUAUCCUUCAUCCCCUCAACUACAAGCAUGAAUACCAAAUCGUGUUCAUUGAGCCAAGCGACGGGACACAUGUCUUUGGAGUCCAACUCGGUUCUCCGUUUACCAACCCCACGGGCCCUCUCCCCGCGCCAAACGCGCACUCCUUCAAGAUUCUGGACCAUGCCCUGAAUGUCCUCUUCUCCACACCCUUCCUCCCGCUUCACUGGCACAACUUUGCAAUCACCGUCGACUGGGACAACAGAACGCUUGCCGUUGCCUACUCUCUCGACGCCGCGCCGCUCAAGACCUUCAAACCCGCGACCCCGAAUCCGACAGUCGCGGCGGGUGUCUCUGGCGACUUCCAUUUCGGCGUCCUGAAGCUCCCAUUGGUCGACCCCAAGGAUACGCUUGCCAACCAGGGUGAUGUGGUGCACCAUGGGAUUCAGGAGGGAACAACGGAAGCGUUAUUGUAUUCUGGUGUUUUUGUGACAAAAGGCAAUAAGUAG
This is a messenger RNA of Mycena indigotica, 963 nucleotides long. RefSeq names its product E3 ubiquitin-protein ligase hel2. The transcript has 4 exons. NCBI's taxonomy places the organism in Eukaryota, Fungi, Basidiomycota, Agaricomycetes, Agaricales, Mycenaceae. Bases 1 to 963 code for a protein of 320 amino acids. The record is from RefSeq and is a predicted model, not a curated record.